Molecule: messenger RNA, 5326 nt
Organism: Paramecium pentaurelia
Lineage: Eukaryota; Ciliophora; Oligohymenophorea; Peniculida; Parameciidae
Source: the annotation of a GenBank genome assembly
AUGUUUGACAAAUCAUUGCAUACUACCUAAGGUAUUAAUGGAGUUAAUUUUAAUAUCCAUACUUUUACUUUUUAGCCCAAAUGGUUGAAUUUAAUCUCCAUUUUCAUAAUCUUUAGUCUUAUCAAAAUUUCCACAUAAUAAAAGAUAGUUUACAAGGAUCUCUUUAGUGAAUAUUAAGAGAGUAACAAUAAAAAUUAUUUAAUUUAAGCCUGGAAAGCCUAUAUGAAUCAAUAAAAUGAUUAGAAGACAUUUACAGAAGAAGAAGAUUGUGGUUCUUAUAAAGCCAUAUUCGUACAAUAAUCUCAAUCAUAUCAGUAUUUGCUUUACAAAACAUUCGAGCUCUAACCUCACUACUAAUUGAAAUUAGAUUUUAAAUUUAUUAAGCAAUCCUAAGAAAGUUUAUCCUAAAAUUACACACCAUAUUUGCCUUUUUUUAAUGGAUCAUAUUUCCAAUAAAAUUUUAAAUUUAUUGUUUAUAUAGAUAGUAAAAUCGAACACUAAUAGAGAUAUUAAAACUCUAAUUAUGAAAAUAAAUGCUAAAAGAGUGAUGAAUAUCUGAUUUUCCCUAUUUCUAUUACAAUUCAACACAUAAGUUCUUCAGUCACUGUGGCUAUGUUAGCUCAAAAUUAUAAUUGGGGAAUAACAGAAUUCCAAUUAUCAAUUUUUGAAUGUUCAAUAGGGUGCAAUUCAUGUAAUUCAUAUGGAUGUUUUAAUUAAGUAUUGUUUUUGUAACUUUUUUCUUAAAAAGAAUUCUCCAUUAUUAAUCCAGAUGAAGGAUGGUAGCAUGGAGAUAACACAGUUAAAAAUUGCUUAGGUAUAUAACAUAUUAUUAUUAAGGAUUUAAUUACAUAGAUACUUUUGGUAAGGAUAUGUUUAAAAUCUUUGACUUAAACUUACAUGUUGCCAUAAGCUUCUAACUAAAACUUUUAAUUUUUAAUUCUUAAUCAACUAAAAUUCAUAUUUAUAUUGAUGAGAGUUAAGUACUUACAAUUGAUUAUGUUUACGAAUAACUAGAAUUAGACGGUAAUAUUUGUUAUGAGAUUUCUAUGUAGGAGAUUAAUCUAUUUUUAUUUUAACAUCAUGGUUAAAGGUUAAAAAUUGAUAUAAAAGUUGAUUUACUUAAAUUACAUAACAAUAUGCCGACAUAUAUUGGAAUGAGAGAUUUUUAAUUAUUUCUUAGUAAUGAAGGGUGCAUGGAUAAAAAUAUAGUUCCUUUUGAUGGAUGCUUUUAAAAUAAUUAUGAUUGUAGUUAAGGUUGUGAAAAUUGUAUUAAAGGAAUUUGUUAUGAUUGUUUAAUUGGAUGGUAAUUUUUAGAAUAAAUAAAAUCUUGUAUACCUUAAUGUGGAGAUGCUAUCAUUACAUAUGAUGAGGAAUGCGAUGAUGGUAAUUUAUUAGCUUAUGAUGGAUGUCACUAAUGCAAAUACUCUUGCUCUAAAAAUUGUAGUGUAUGCUAAUUUGGAAAAUGUUUGGAGUGUGGAAAUUCAUAUCUACUUUUAGAAGGUUAAUGUUAAUCUAUUUCUGAUUAUUUAGAUAACACUUAUAUGGAAGAAUAAGUGGAGUGUUUCAAUUUCUUUAUGAGUUAGGAAUAAUAUUAUUAUAGAACACAGUUUAAUAAUCAAUAUUAAAGUAUAUAAUAAAUUAAUGAUGAUUUGAAUACUAUAAGUUUUAGAGUAUUUGGAUAUCAACAUAAUAAUUAAUCAAAAUUUUAGUUAAUUAAUAAUUGUAAAGUGGAAUAAUUUGGAAAAUGUUUGGAAUGCCAAAAUGAAUAUGAAUUAGAUUUUCAUAAAAAACAAUGUAUUCCUAAAUGUUAGGAUGGAAUUAAAUUAUCAUAAGAACUAUGUGAUGAUGAGAAUAGAAUCCAGUUUGAUGGUUGUUAUAAAUGUUAAUAAAGUUGUUAAAUAGAAUGUUUAUUUUGUUCUGAAAAUAAAUGCUAUAUAUGCAAAGAAGGAUGGUAACUUCAAGAGUAUUAGUGUAUAUAAAUUUGUGGAGAUGGACUAUUGGCUACUUUAUCUAAAGAAUAAUGUGAUGAUCCUGAAGAUCUUAAUUGUGUUGAUUGUAAAUAUUAAUGUGAUCAUGAUUGCUUGGUUUGUGAUAAGUUUUAAAAUUGUGAAUAGUGUAUACAUCCUUAUGAGAUUAAGGAAGGGAAAUGUUUACCGAUUUGUGGAGACAAUAUAAUUACUCUUCUUUUUGAAUAAUGCGAUGAUGGUAAUGAUAUCCCUUAUGAUGGAUGUUUUGAAUGUCAAUACUAAUGUUCUUAUGGAUGUAUUCAAUGUGAGAAAGAUAAUAAAUGUGUAUAAUGUGAAGACUAAUAAUAUAAUUUAGAUACUUAAAAUUUUAAGUGCGAAUAACUUAAGUAAAUUAUUAAUUCAGAACUAAAACAGGAAUUAAAUGAUAAUGAUUAAUUAAUUGUAUAAUGUAAUCAGAAUUAAGCAUUUUUCAAUAAUUAAUGUAUUAAUUUAUGUGGCAAUGGAAUACUUAAUAGCCAUUUUGAAUAAUGUGAUGAUGGAAAUAAUGAUGGAGGAGAUGGAUGUUCAGCUUCAUGUUUUUAAGAAGAUUCUUUUAAAUGUCUUAAUCAAGAAAACUCUAUCAGUAUUUGCACUUUUAUUCAAGCACCAAACUUCAAUUUAAUUUUACUUUCUGAUAAAAGUAAUAAAAGUAAAAUAAUUGACUUAAGCUUUUCUUAAGAAGUAUAUAUAUCAUGCGAAAAUCUUUUUGAACAUGCAUUAGAAAUUAUGAUCAUUCCAUAAACUUAAUAUGAACUAACUAUUAUUCCAUUAAUAAAAAUUACUUCCUAGUUAAGUAAUCCUAAUUAUCUAAUUGAUAUUUAACUUUUGGAGCCUGUUGUAGAUCCAAUUUUAGAAAUUUAAAUAUAGAAAUUCUGUAUUUUUAAUUAGUUUGAUUUGGAUUUAAGUACUAAUUCAAAACAACUACCUCUAGGAACUCCGAUCAUAUUAUCAGCAGCUACAUAGAAAAGAGUAAUCUAAGUUAUCAAAAUGAAUGAUGCUAUGGUUUAUUCAUCAACUAGUAUUUCUNUGAAAAUAAAUGCUAUAUAUGCAAAGAAGGAUGGUAACUUCAAGAGUAUUAGUGUAUAUAAAUUUGUGGAGAUGGACUAUUGGCUACUUUAUCUAAAGAAUAAUGUGAUGAUCCUGAAGAUCUUAAUUGUGUUGAUUGUAAAUAUUAAUGUGAUCAUGAUUGCUUGGUUUGUGAUAAGUUUUAAAAUUGUGAAUAGUGUAUACAUCCUUAUGAGAUUAAGGAAGGGAAAUGUUUACCGAUUUGUGGAGACAAUAUAAUUACUCUUCUUUUUGAAUAAUGCGAUGAUGGUAAUGAUAUCCCUUAUGAUGGAUGUUUUGAAUGUCAAUACUAAUGUUCUUAUGGAUGUAUUCAAUGUGAGAAAGAUAAUAAAUGUGUAUAAUGUGAAGACUAAUAAUAUAAUUUAGAUACUUAAAAUUUUAAGUGCGAAUAACUUAAGUAAAUUAUUAAUUCAGAACUAAAACAGGAAUUAAAUGAUAAUGAUUAAUUAAUUGUAUAAUGUAAUCAGAAUUAAGCAUUUUUCAAUAAUUAAUGUAUUAAUUUAUGUGGCAAUGGAAUACUUAAUAGCCAUUUUGAAUAAUGUGAUGAUGGAAAUAAUGAUGGAGGAGAUGGAUGUUCAGCUUCAUGUUUUUAAGAAGAUUCUUUUAAAUGUCUUAAUCAAGAAAACUCUAUAAGUAUUUGCACAUUUAUUCAAGCACCAAAUUUCAAUUUAAUUUUACUUUCUGAAAAAAGUAAUAAAACAAAAAUAAUUGACAUAAGUUUUUCAUAAGAAGUAUAUAUAUCAUGCGAAAAUCUUUUUGACUAUGCAUUAGAUAUUAUGAUCAUUCCAUAAACUUAAUAUGAACUAACUAUUAUUCCAUUAAUAAACAUUACUUCUUAGUUAAGUAAUCCUAUUUAUCAAAUUAAUAUUGAACUUUUGGAGCCUGUUGUAGAUCCAAUUUUAGAAAUUUCAAUAUAGAAAUUUUGUAUUUUUAAUUAGUUUGAUUUGGAUUUAAGUACUAAUUCAAAACAACUACCUCUAGGAACUCCGAUCAUAUUAUCAGCAGCUACAUAGAAAAGAGUAAUCUAAGUUAUCAAAAUGAAUGAUGCUAUGGUUUAUUCAUCAACUAGUAUUUCUGUAAUUCUAUUAUUAACUGGUAAUUACAUUGUGUUUUUCAAUUUAUUAGACUUACUAUAAUCACUAUCUUACAUUAGAUAUAUGCAAUAUAAAUUUCCUCCUCAUUUAACUUAAUUUCUUGAAACUUAUACAAAAAUUUCUUUAUAACCAAUUUUAGAUAGUUUAAAGGUUGAUGAAAUUAUAGCUAAAAUUAAUGGAGGUACUCUUCCAUAUUUUAGAAAGAAAUCGCAACAAUCAAAACAAAUUGAUGUUUUGAAUUAAUUUUAUUUAAUGAAUGCUAAGGGAUGUUACUUUUCUUACUUAUUAUCAUUGCUAACUUAUUUUAUGUGUUGUCUAAUAUCUUCAAUAAAGGUAUCAUAAUGGGUGGGAAAAAGUUUUGAAAAAAAUAAAGAUAGUAUGAAAGUUCUUCGCCUAAUUUCAAUCUUUUAAAAAAGAAUUCAAACAAAAUGUUCCAAAGUUAAAAACUAUUAUUUCUCUUAAGGAAUUUAUUAAUUAUUUUAUUCAACACUUCAUUAGUUAGUAUUUAGUACUCUAUUAUAAUUUCCUGAAUAUACCUUCAAUUCUAUUUUUGAGAUAAUUAAUAGCAUAGUUGCAUUAACAAGUUUAUUAUUCCUCAUUUAAAUAUUUUUUAGGUUACUAUCUAUCACAACUUCAUAAAUUAAAGAUAAAUAAAAAUGGAGGUAUUUUUUUUAAGAUUCAAAAAUUGAAUUUUGGGCAAGUAAUUUCAAACCUUUUCAAAUAUAUAGAACAGUUUUUUAUAUCGCAAUUAUUGUAGAAUUCAUAAGAUAUCCUGAAGCAUAAUCAAUAUUACUUUCCAUGCAGUCAUUAUUUUAUUUAAUCUAUUUGAUCUUCUUUCGACCUAUUAAAUCAAAUUUUGAUUUAAUAAAAUUGUUGUUUAGAGAAGUCAUAUUUUUGUUAAUUACAGGAUCAUUCUUAGUCUACAGUUUAGAAUUAAAUGAGGAUUAAUUUUUAUUAUAUGGAUGGUUACAUAUAGCUCUGUUUUGUUUCAUAAUGGGCUUUACUUUAAUAGUUGACAUUUUAUAUUAAGGUAAAUAGGCAUAUUAUUCCCAUUUAAAAAAUAUAUAGAAGAAAGAAAAAAAGCAAAUUCAGUUAUAUUAUGAUAAUCCAUUAUAAAAAUUUGUUUGGAAUGACAAUUUAAAUUUGAAAAAAAAGAUAUGA